This is a messenger RNA of Brassicogethes aeneus, 234 nucleotides long. NCBI's taxonomy places the organism in Eukaryota, Metazoa, Arthropoda, Insecta, Coleoptera, Nitidulidae. The record is from the annotation of a GenBank genome assembly.
AUGCCCGCCGAGAACAUACAAUACUCGGAAAAGUACUUCGACGUUCAAUACGAAUACCGACACGUAAUUCUACCGCCCGAUUUGGCUAAAUUAGUGCCUAGGUCGCAUUUGAUGACGGAAACUGAAUGGAGGAAUUUGGGGGUGCAGCAGAGCCCCAAUUGGAUGCAUUACAUGGCGCACGGCCCCGAACCACAUGUUUUGUUGUUUAGGAGACCUCUAACGCAAGACGAAUAA